AUGACGACUGCUCCUCCCACUCUGUCUUCUGCAGGCUCUUCCCUUACCGAAGGAGGAGCAGUGCUUGAUUGGGGUCAACGCCUCAAGAUUAUUCAGGGCAUUGCUAGAGGGCUUCUUUAUCUCCACCAUGAUUCCUGUUUGAAGGUAAUACAUAGAGAUUUGAAGGUCUGUAACAUUCUCUUGGAUGAGAACAUGAACCCAAAAAUUUCAAAUUUUGAAUUGGCACGUAUCGUUCAAGGCAUGGAGAGUUUAGCAAAUACUCACAAGGUUGUGGGAACAAUGUAA
This is a messenger RNA of Prunus armeniaca (apricot), 285 nucleotides long. Lineage: Eukaryota; Viridiplantae; Streptophyta; Magnoliopsida; Rosales; Rosaceae. The record is from the annotation of a GenBank genome assembly.